UAACCCGGAAAAAAACUAGCCGUUAGUUCUUACCCUCCCUUUAAUCUCCUUUUUUAGGAAGUUUUCGAUUUUUCUUCUCUAUAAUCCAAUCAAUCAACUGAAUCCCUAAUUAGUAAUUACAGUCCUCCAAUUUUCUCUCUUCUUUUCUCUCAUUUUAAUUACUCAAUUCAACUUCCACUUUAGUUCAAUAACCCUAAUUAAUUUUCCCCUUUUGUUCUCUGUUUUCAAUCAAAUUAAAAACCGCCCAAUUGAAAUAUAUUGAAAAAUUUUAUUAGGGUUUUUCAAUGGCAUCAAGAACUGCUACUAAAGAUAUCAUCACUCUUCGUGGAUCUGCAGCAAUUGUUAGCGAAUUCUUUGGUUAUGCAGCUAAUAGUAUUUUGUAUAAUCGAGGAGUAUACCCAGAAGAAAGUUUUGCUAAAGUGAAGAAAUAUGGAUUACCAAUGCUUCUUACUCAAGAUGAAGGUGUUAAAUCUUUCAUUACUAAUAUUACUGCUCAACUUUCAGAAUGGCUUGAAGCAGGGAAAUUACAAAGAGUUGUUUUGGUGAUAAUGCAAAAAUCUACCAGUGAAGUUCUAGAAAGAUGGAAUUUUAGCAUUGAAACUGAUAGUGAAGUUGUUGAAAAAGGGGUAUCAAGGGAAAAGAGUGACAAGGAAAUAAUGAGGGAAAUACAAGCAAUUAUGAGACAAAUUGCUUCUAGUAUCACUUACUUGCCUUGCCUUGAUGAGCCAUGUGUUUUUGAUGUGUUGGCAUACACUGAUCAGGAUGUUGUUGCCCCUUUCACUUGGAUUGAAAGUGAUCCCAAAUUGAUUUCUAAUCCUCAAAUGGUAAAAUUGCAUUCUUUUGAUACUAAGAUUCACAAGGUUGAUACUUUGGUUUCUUACAAGUAUGAUGAUGAGGAUGAAGAGUAAAAAGUGUUGUUUAGGCAAAGAAAGAUCACUCCUAUCAUGUUAUGUUGUGGGAAAGUAGUCAAUUUGGUUAUGUACCUAGGUGAAUCAUUGAUUCAUCAUUUUGUAUUUGGGUUUGAUGUUUGUUGUUAAGUAAUGAUGAAAUUACCUGUUAUCAUUCUAUUGAUCAUACAAGAAACCACAUGAAGUACAAACUUAGCGUGCUCGCUAUAGAAAUUUUCGUAUCCACCGCCUAUCUGUCAGUCACAGACAAAUAAUGACUGCCCAACGGCCAGUCCACCACCACAACUUACUCGUACUGACCUAAAAUCAUUGAAAAACCAAGUUUGCAAGUUACUCAAGAAAAGGCUAAAUCACAUAUUCACCUCGUCAAAACGUACUUGGAAUAGUAUCAUGUGGGUGUGUGGUAGGUUUGUGAUAAUUAGCUCGAUAUAAGGUGAGUAAGCAAAACCAACACCAUAUAUAGCAGAUGACUUUUCUUUCAUAUGUUCACCUUCUAUAAAUGAAUGGUUUGUUUUAAAAAGCAAACAUCAUUUGUAGAUUGCUAC
Amaranthus tricolor (Joseph's coat) is the source of this 1453-nucleotide messenger RNA. Its product is annotated as mitotic spindle checkpoint protein MAD2. The record is from RefSeq and is a predicted model, not a curated record. NCBI's taxonomy places the organism in Eukaryota, Viridiplantae, Streptophyta, Magnoliopsida, Caryophyllales, Amaranthaceae. The transcript has 7 exons. Gene Ontology annotation, cellular component: kinetochore; nucleoplasm; cytoplasm. The coding region runs from base 285 to 908 and encodes 207 amino acids. Gene Ontology annotation, biological process: mitotic spindle assembly checkpoint signaling.